UUGGGAUGGCUCAAGCACGCCGAAGCCAACCUUGGCAGAUGGAUACUUCGGGAAACAGGCAAUGCCAGGCUCACCAGCCACACCACACUCAAUGAAUCGAUCGACGCCCACAUCAACGGCUUCCCAACAGUCACCAGGAAACUACUUGACAACGCCGCAGCGAGGGUGUGGUUUCCAGAAGGGUAUUGGGCGGAGCGAGAAGUCCGGCAUGUAUCCCGCAAGACCAGCGGCAACUUCUGGAAACGCUCGAACAAAUCGUCCAAAGCUCGAUACUCUGGGACCAGUGAGCCUUCGAACUCUGAAGCGGAACCUUCACCUUUGGCAGUUAUCAAUCACGGGCCUUUGAGUCCGUCAUCAGAAGAAGCUCUCGUGCUGUCUUUGCAAAAUCCCCGCGUCCAAAGCCACAUUUGUGACCAUCUGCCCAGCAUCUCUUCAACUAUGAAUAUCUCUCAGACACACACCGAAAAAAUCGAGGUGAACGUGAAGAACAAUGGAUCGGACACGCCCCGCAGCUGGAAGUCCAUAGCUCCCGAGGAGCCGAGUGCACCACCUCACCCUCAUCAAAUUUCCGCAGCUUUGAAGAAGGUUGGAAGCUCGUCAGGUCUCAAGUCAUUGAACUGGGGGUCCACCAAGGACGCCCCAAACAGCUCCAAAUCCGGACAACGGUGGUUCGGAAAGUCACCUUGGCAUCGCAGAGAUUCCAAUGACACUCUCAGCAGCGUGACAAGUUCAGUUCGAGAGGUCUUGGCUGGCAGAACACCAGCUACCACCCCCGAUCCCGAAACCUUUCUUCACCAAUUAGACUACACCAUGACCCCUUAUCCAGCCGGAGAAGCAACGAGGGUCAAGACGCCACCUCUGCACCAAGACACCGCUGAUGGGAGACCCAGAGGUUUCUUCGGGAAUCAUCCGGAACCUGCCUCUAGAUCCGAGAGGAAGAAGGUGCAAGACUGUCAUAAGCAGCUGCCCAAAAAGCCCAAGGAAUGGUGGGACGCGAAACCGGACCAUCGGCCGCGGUCCAAGAAAACGAUGAAUGCCCAGCCAUUCGAGUUUGACAUCCCAGAGCACCUACCGAGCAGCCCGAUGUGUCCGACAAAUCCCAAGCAUCCUUCCGGUGGUAAAGGGAUGUGCGUCUAUCAUGGUAGAAGGAGAGAGGGUUCGCUGCUUAAAGUUGGGCAGACUGUGAAUGACAGGCGUCAGGGAUCAGAGGACCCUCUGCUCUUGCUGCGCCAGUCGAUCGCAUCCAAACGACCUGCGGUUCCGACAGCCUCCUCUGAUGCCUCAGCGGCCGAGGUUCCUCUUUCCAAAGCUACACAUCUGCGCUUUUCGCACCCGUCGACCGUAUCGGUGUCUCUGGAUACUCCGACGCGCUUCAUCUCGAGCGACCGUCCCGUCGACCUUCGAUCCAUCUACUUCGCCUGGCUGAACAAGGACGUUGCCAUUCCCGAAUACAAUGCCAGCGCGACUCGCCUUAACGAGGAGCUGGGAAGUCUUGGAACUGUCCAGAACCUCGCGUUCGUCGAACGUCUAGACCUGUUCACCUGGCUGGAAGGCGCUAGUGAAGAGAGUGAGCAUAUCAAGCCGGUGGCUGGCGACAAGGAGGGCAAAGAAGGUGCUGGCGCAAGCGCGUCCAAAGCUGCUCCUGCGGCUGCGUCGAGCAGAGCUGGACGCGGAACGCUGGAUCCCAGACUGGCCGUCAUCUACAACGGAGAGCGAAAGAUGGGUGACCGCAACUCCAUUCUGCGCGGUGUCAAGCCUACAGACUUUUCCCACGUCCGCAAGCUCGCUGUUCCAUUCAUCCAAAAGAAGCCCCAGGGAUCGUCAAACAUCAGCUCCAACCCUUCCCUCGCACUCAACCCGAAGGCUCCAACGCGUCGCCCCGAUCCUAUCAUUCUUCUCUCGCCGUCCGCCUCCUCGCUCUUACGACUGUCCAAUAUUCGCUCGUUCCUGGAGCAGGGGCGCUACGUCAAUCCCGAUGGUGGUGCUGCGGCCUCGAGUAUGUUGCAUGUGUCGCGCAUCAUGAAGGAGAUCGACCCCUCGCGCCCCAUGCGCUUCAUUCUCGUCGAGGGGCCCGAGCAAUUCAAGCCUGAAUACUGGAACCGCGUCGUUGCAGUCUUCACCACGGGCCAGUCGUGGCAAUUCAAGAACUACAAGUGGAGCAACCCACAGGACCUUUUUCGCCGCAUCCAAGGCGUAUACGUUGGCUGGCGGGGUGACCAGCCGCCUGAAAGUGUCCGCGAGUGGGGACACCGUGUGAUGCACAUUGGAGUCGACCGCUGGCGUGAUGGUGCGGGUGCCAUCGAGGCUGCCAAAUUUAGAGACAAGGAGGCCUCUGAGGCUAUCUGGAGGAUUAUUGAGGCCGGCAUGAAGGCCAAGGGAUGGUCGAAGAGCACUGCGCCCACUCUGCUGUAA
Messenger RNA from Colletotrichum gloeosporioides, 2412 nucleotides. Its product is annotated as Cell division control protein 73. Gene Ontology annotation, molecular function: RNA polymerase II complex binding. The transcript has 8 exons. The record is from RefSeq and is a predicted model, not a curated record. Gene Ontology annotation, biological process: positive regulation of transcription elongation by RNA polymerase II; transcription elongation by RNA polymerase II. Gene Ontology annotation, cellular component: Cdc73/Paf1 complex. NCBI's taxonomy places the organism in Eukaryota, Fungi, Ascomycota, Sordariomycetes, Glomerellales, Glomerellaceae.